CUGUAGAGGGUAGCAGUGCGCAGGAGGUGAUGUUUGCACGAGUUGAAAGAAGAAGAAGUAAAGGGCGGCCUGCAGUGAUACAGUACACUUAGCUAAGUUAAUUUACCUAAAACGGAAAAUCUUUCCCCUCCUUUUAGAUAAGCGACCUAGGGUUUGUUUGGAAUGAAGAUCCAUUUAUGUAGGUGCUGACUGAGGAGUGGAUAUUAAAAACAGGCAAACAUGUCUGGAGCGUGUGAGGACAGAAGGAGUCGCUGGCAGGAGAUUCAGAAAGGCCUACAAUUCAUCCAAUCAACCCUUCCAUUUCCUGGAAGUCAGGAGCAGUAUGAGGUGUUCAUUAAGGACCUUGUGUGGAAUCUGUUUGGAGAGGGGAAUGAUGUGUUUAAAGAGGGCGAAUGGACAAAAUCCAUCGAAAUGUAUGCAGAGGCCUUGAGUAUAGCAGACUACGCUGACUCGGAAGAAAUUUGUAUUCCAACAGGUUUACUAGAAAAGCUGUAUGCAAAUCGAGCUGCAGCAUACCUAAAUAUUGUUCCGGGACUGUAUGACCAAGCAUUAGAAGACUGUGAAAAGGCUCUGCAGCUGAACGAGGGCAACUACAGAGCACUGUACAGAAAAGCAAAAUCCUUGAAGGAGAUGGGGAGACAUCAAGAAGCUUACGAAGCUGUUGCCAAAUGCUCUUUAGCAGUGCCUCAGGAUCCGAGUGUAAUACAGCUAACUCAGGACCUUGCCAAAAUUUUGGGACUGAAAAUCCGCAAAGCUUAUGUGAGGAGUAAGCCUGCCUUGAAUGUUUUGCGAGGAUCAAAUUAUCAAGAUGCAUCAUGUGAUAAGUUUUCAUAUGGCUUGUCUUCAGUUGAAGAUAUAGAAAUUGAAGUGCCUCAGUUGACCCAGGACAGCAGCGUUGUGGCUCCGGUCCCGGCUCCAGUGGUGGUGCACCCAUCCCUGAAUGAAGCAAUGGUGGAUGAACUUCCUUCCAACAAUAUCUCAUCUGUGACCCCAUCUGAACCUCCAGGCUUUGAGUCUGUUCCCCUGCCUGUGUCUGUACCCACAUCAGCUACUCUUCCUGCACUCACUUUUGUAAAUGGCUGCAGAACCAGUAAGCCUUGCACAGUGCUUGAAACCAGUCAAGAUUUUGAUGCAGACAUCAUAGGGAAUGAGCUAGAUGAUCUGCUGGACCAAGCUGGCCCUGAUUCAAGCAUGGUUAUUCCUACAGUGAAGGGGCCUCUUCCUUUGCCAACCAGUAUUGCCUCAGGCAGUUCCAUGUCGAGUUCAUUCCUGAUGCCAACUCACAUCAACCCAUUUCUUCACGGUGGUGCCCAGCAGUGCACCGUAACUCUGCCCCCGCUCUAUCACAAGUCAGGGUCAAGUGCAUAUUUUGGUAUGGACACUUUUGACGCCCUCCCCCCACCACUGGACUCCUUGGAUAGUCUCACCAUGACAGAAUUCAAAACAGAUUAUGCUCCAAGUCCAUUCAUUCCACAGAUGAACAAUAAUGAAACCCCAAUGGGAAUGGCUGUGGGUAUGCCUGAAGUGAAGGGCCUCCCCGGUGCUGUGGAUUUAGCAAAGAACCCCUUAGCUGAAACACAUGAAUUCAAACAAGCCUGCUCAGUGUGCUACGUCAAAACCGGGCCUGGAGUGCUGGAUUACACACUUCAUACAGAAGAGCAUAAAUGCAAAAAGGAUGCUUUACUCGGCAGAAUUAAACAUUUGCCAGACAAAACAUGGAAGCUCAUUCGGCCCAGACCAACAAAAACCCAAUAUGUUGGACCUUAUUACAUAUGCAAAGAGGUGGCUGUUGGAAAAGAGUGUCUGUACCCUGGACACUGCACGUUUGCAUACUGCCAGGAAGAGAUUGAUGUUUGGACUCUAGAGCGAAAAGGGUUUAUCUCCAGAGAGCUGCUCUUUGAUCCUUUUGGGCCAAACUCCAAUGUACGGUUGACUGUGCCCAAGGUCUUACAGGAGCAUCAUGGGAUAUUUAUGUUUCUCUGUGGGGUGUGCUUUGACCAUAAACCCAGAAUAAUCAGCAAAACCAACAAAGAUGACCCUUCGCUCUGCUCUCAUCCAGUGACAAAGCAUGACUUUGAGGAUCAUAAGUGCCUGGUCCACAUUUUGAAGGAGAAUACAGUCCGUUAUUCCAAAAUCAGACCUCUAAGUCCCCAGUGCCAGCUGGAUCUCUGUCGCCAUGAAGUCCGCUAUGGCUGUGUGAGAGAGGACGACUGCUUCUACGCCCACAGCCUCAUCGAGCUGAAGGUCUGGAUGAUGCAGCAUGAGCUCGGUAUCACUCAUGAAAGUAUUGUCCAAGAAGCAAAGAAGUACUGGAAUGCAGCAGCUUCGUUACAGGGAACCCAGCUUUCCAAUGCCCAGAGGAGGUUUGGGCCUCCAAAUCUGAAGAUGAUGUUUGUCUGUGGCCAGUGCUGGAGAAACGGCCAACUAAGUGAAGCUGACAAAAACAAGAAGUAUUGCUCAGCCAAGGCGAGACACACGUGGGCAAAAGACAGGCGGGUGGUGCUUGUAAGUUCCAAUGAAAGAAAAAAGUGGACAACAGUCAGACCACUUCCAACUAAAAAGCCAAUCCCAUCUCAGUUUGAGAUAUGCAUGCAUGUGAACGCUGGCAAGAAGUGUCAAUACAUUGGAAAUUGCACCUUUGCUCACAGCAUAGAAGAAAGAGACCUUUGGACCUACAUGAAGGAAAAUAACAUUCCAGAUAUGGAUCAGCUUUAUGAGCUAUGGCUACAGUCUCAGAAGCCUGGCUGGGGUGAGGAAACCUCCAGUAACUCGGUUCGGGAGAAUGGAAAACAGAUCCACAUGCCAACAGACUACGCUGAGGAAGUGGCUGGCAAUCACUGUUGGCUGUGUGGUAAAAACUGCAACAGUGAGAAGCAGUGGCAGCAGCAUAUCACUUCAGAAAAACACAAAGACAGAGUUUUCAACUCUGAGGACGAUCAGAACUGCUGGCAGUAUCGUUUUCCCACAGGCACUUUCAAAGUUUGUGAGAGGUUCUUGAAAGGCACGUGCACAGAAGAUGACUCGUGCAAGCUGGCACACGGGGAGCAGGAGCUAAAAGAGUGGAUGGAGCGCAGGGAAUUCCUUUUGAUGAAACUUGCCAAAGCCAGAAAAGACCAUCUUAUAGCACCAAAUGACAAUGACUUUGGAAAAUACAGUUUUCUGCUAAAAGACAUUAAAUAAUGACGUGAUGACAAUAUUUAUCCCCACUUGCAAGUAACGCAGUAUUCAGACAGUCUUGAGCCAGGUGAUCCUUGAGGGCCUGAGUUGCACAGAAAGAUUUUAGAGAGCGCAUUCAGAAGCCAGCCCUCUGACUGGUAGCUGGUUUAAUGUGAUCAGAAGUACACGACCGUUGUCAUUAACAGCAGAUUCUCAGUGUAAGACACAUGGAGCUUUGCUAUGCACCUUUCAGUAGGAUAACUGAAAAUGGUGAUGAAAACAGCAUGUGUGAACCUUGAUGAGAGAUGUUGAGAUAUCUAGCAUUUGACCUAAAAAGUUCUUUUCAUAACCAGUUUGUAUGUUAACCCUUAUCCUACAGUGAGUUUUAAGUAUGGGCUCCUUGAAUCGAAAGUUCAGUUGACACUUAUUUUAAUCUGUCAACAUAGGUCGUUUUCCAUUUAUCUAAUAGUGUUACCUGUGUAAUGGGCACCACACCAAAUAAAGUUUUUUUUUUUUUUUUUUUUUAAUCUGUUUAAUCUGCUGGUUUAUUACACAUCUGUAACCAGAGGUGGACGAAGUAUUCAGAUCUUUUAUGAAUAAUACAUUGUUAAAACACAAUUACAAAUUGAGUUGAAAAGCUUAAAGUAUUAUGAACAAAGUGUAUUUUGAUUAUCAAAAGUAAAGCACUCAAUGCAGAAACAAUGCUAUUUUACAUCAUAUCUAAAAAUAUAGUAAAUGUACAAGUACUAGGAAAAAAAAAUACUUUACAAUACACGCAGUACCUCAGUAAAUGUAUUUGUUAGACCAUUCUAACAAAUUAUCUUGUACAGCAAUCAAACUUUUUUCCUAGCACAGUCAAUCCUGAUGCAACAUGUAGAAACUAUUUAGCACAGAAAGGUAGACAAUAUCUGUAGAGCACUCUUGGUGUCAUAUCUUCUGUAAAUGAAAACACCAAGUCAUUAAACUACUGCUAUGACAACCAGACGCCCCCAUAAGUGGGCACCAUUUUGCUCCCUAAGCUUUAGCAAAUCAAUUGCAGGGGUGAUAAUUAAGCACAAGGCCAGUCAUUUUCUACAUUAACAGUAUUUUCAACA
Molecule: messenger RNA, 4250 nt
Organism: Monopterus albus (swamp eel)
Lineage: Eukaryota; Metazoa; Chordata; Actinopteri; Synbranchiformes; Synbranchidae
Gene: zc3h7a
Product: zinc finger CCCH-type containing 7A
Exons: 23
Coding region: 220-3180 (986 amino acids)
Biological process (GO): miRNA processing
Molecular function (GO): miRNA binding; metal ion binding; protein binding
Source: RefSeq, a predicted model, not a curated record